AUGGGGUUGGAAUCAUAUCCAAAGCUUCCGGUUAUCGAUUUUUCCGAUGAGAAUCUAAAGCCUGGAUCAAGCGGUUGGGCACCAACAUGCAACGAUGUCCGGCGAGCUCUGGAGGAAUACGGCUGCUUCGAAGCGAAAUUCGAGAAAAUAUCUCCCCAGGUUCACGGUGCAGCUUUCGCCGGAGCUGAAGAGUUGUUCGAUCUCCCAACGGAGGUAAAAACGAAGAACACCAGCAACAAACCCUACUUCGAAUACUUCGGACAAUACAAAUCUCUUCCACUCUACGAAUCUUUGGCCAUCGACCAUCCAACAUCUUUCGAUUCAACUGCAAGUUUCACCAAUCUCAUGUGGCCUGCCGGAAACGAUCGCUUUCGUGAAAGUGCUCAAAGCUAUUCGGAGCUGGUGACGGAACUCGAUCGGACUGUGGCGAGAAUGUUAUUCGAAAGCUAUGGUGUUGGAUAUUACUAUGAUUAUUACAGCAACAAUACGAACUAUCUUCUUCGAUACUUCAAAUACAAUGAGCCUACGAUGGAGCAGAGUAACGAAGGUUUAUUGCCUCAUGCAGACAAAACUUUGUUUUCUAUACUUCAUCAAGGUAAAGUCAGUGGUUUGCAGGUGAAAGUGAAGGAUGAUCAAUGGGUCGAUAUUCCACCAUCGCCAACUUCUUUUAUUGUCAUGGCUGGAGAAGCAUUGCUGGCAUGGAGUAACGACCGAAUACCAUCAUGUUAUCAUCAAGUGAUCCUCAAGGAGAAGGGAACAAGAUACUCAUUGGGGAUGUUCUCAUUCAUUAGUGGGACCGUACAUAUACUUGAAGAGCUAGGGUACGAGGCUCACCCCAUCAAAUACAAGUCCUUCAACCACUUCGAUUUCCUUCAUUACGUGAAACUGAAUCUGGGACCGAACUCCAACCCAUGUUUUAUCAAAGACUUUGCUGGUGUUUGA
This is a messenger RNA of Hibiscus syriacus, 942 nucleotides long. Its product is annotated as probable 2-oxoglutarate-dependent dioxygenase AOP1. Gene Ontology annotation, molecular function: dioxygenase activity. The record is from RefSeq and is a predicted model, not a curated record. The coding region runs from base 1 to 942 and encodes 313 amino acids. The transcript has 3 exons. Lineage: Eukaryota; Viridiplantae; Streptophyta; Magnoliopsida; Malvales; Malvaceae.